This is a messenger RNA of Giardia duodenalis, 2142 nucleotides long. RefSeq names its product VSP with INR. NCBI's taxonomy places the organism in Eukaryota, Fornicata, Diplomonadida, Hexamitidae. The coding region runs from base 1 to 2142 and encodes 713 amino acids. The record is from RefSeq and is a predicted model, not a curated record. The transcript has a single exon.
AUGUUCGGCAGAUUUUUGCUCGCGAUCGUCAUCCUUCAGCUGGCACGGACAGCCUGCACCCAAGAAGCUGACGAUGGAAAGUGUAAAACGUGUGGCGUCACCAUUGGUCAAGACACUUGGUGCUCUGAGUGCAACGGAGCAAACUACGCCCCCGUGAACGGCCAGUGUGUAGACGUCAACGCUGAGGGGCCAAGCAAAACGCUUUGUCCGCAACAUAGCGCAGGGAAGUGCACGCAGUGCGGAGGCAACUCAUUCAUGUACAAGGACGGCUGUUAUUCCAGCGGAGAAGGCCUUCCUGGACACAGCCUGUGCUUAAGUUCCGACGGAGAUGGCGUAUGCACCGAGGCGGCCCCGGGGUACUUUGCUCCGGUGGGAGCGGCGAACACUGAACAGUCUGUGAUCGCAUGUGGCGAUACAACUGGAGUAACAAUAGCAGCUGGCGGAAACACAUACAAGGGCAUUGCUGACUGCGCAGAAUGCAGCGCCCCUGACGCAACAGCCGGCGCUGAGGCCGGCAAGGUUGCAACGUGUACCAAGUGUGGAGUCAGUAAGUAUCUCAAGGAUAACGUGUGCGUAGAUAAAGCCCAAUGUAAUUCUGGUAGCACUAAUAAGUUCGUUGCAGUUGAUGAUUCUGAGAAUGGCAACAAGUGUGUUUCUUGCAGCGAUAACCUCAAUGGUGGCGUUGCCAAUUGCGACACCUGUAGCUACGAUGAGCAAUCUAAGAAGAUCAAGUGUACAAAAUGCACCGAUAACAACUACCUGAAAACCACAAGCGAAGGCACGUCGUGCGUACAAAAAGACCAAUGCAAAGACGGCUUCUUCCCCAAGGAUGACAGCAGUGCAGGAAAUAAAUGCCUCCCUUGUAAUGACAGCACCGACGGAAUUGCCAAUUGCGCCACGUGUGCUCUGGUUAGUGGCCGAUCAGGGGCUGCCCUCGUUACAUGCUCCGCCUGCACGGAUGGAUACAAGCCUAGUGCCGACAAAACUACGUGCGAGGCGGUAAGCAACUGCAAGACCCCCGGAUGCAAGGCGUGCAGCAACGAAGGAAAGGAGAACGAGGUCUGCACAGACUGUGAUGGUAGCACAUACCUCACGCCGACAAGCCAGUGCAUAGACAGCUGCGCUAAGAUUGGAAACUACUAUGGAGCCACCGAAGGAGCAAAGAAACUCUGUAAAGAGUGCACUGCGGCUAACUGCAAGACUUGCGAUGAUCAGGGGCAGUGCCAAGCAUGCAACGACGGGUUCUAUAAAAACGGCGACGCGUGCUCUCCGUGCCACGAAAGCUGCAAGACAUGCAGCGCAGGCACUGCCAGCGACUGCACCGAGUGUCCCACCGGAAAAGCACUCAGGUACGGGGACGACGGUACUAAGGGCACGUGCGGAGAAGGCUGCACAACGGGCACAGGAGCAGGAGCAUGCAAGACGUGUGGGCUCACUAUCGAUGGCGCUAGCUACUGCUCUGAGUGCGCCACAACGACAGAAUAUCCUCAAAAUGGCGUCUGUGCACCAAAGGCUAGCCGCGCCACACCUACGUGCAACGACUCGCCUAUUCAGAAUGGUGUUUGUGGAACGUGUGCCGAUAACUACUUUAAGAUGAACGGAGGGUGCUAUGAAACAGUCAAGUAUCCCGGUAAGACGGUUUGCAUUAGUGCACCAAAUGGUGGUACGUGUCAAAAAGCUGCAGAUGGUUACAAGUUGGAUUCAGGUACCCUUACAGUUUGUUCUGAAGGGUGUAAGGAAUGUGCUAGCAGUACCGACUGUACUACGUGUCUGGACGGAUAUGUAAAGAGUGCAAGUGCGUGCACAAAGUGUGACGCUAGCUGCGAAACAUGUAAUGGAGCAGCUACAACAUGUAAGGCGUGUGCUACGGGAUACUACAAGACCGCAUCAGGAGAAGGUGCGUGCACGUCUUGUGAAAGUGAUAGCAACGGAGUCACUGGUAUUAAGGGCUGCCUAAACUGCGCCCCUCCGCCCAACAAUAAAGGUUCCGUCCUCUGCUACCUCAUAAAGGAUAGCGGUAGCACCAACAAGAGCGGGCUCUCCACUGGUGCCAUAGCGGGUAUCUCCGUCGCUGUCAUCGUUGUUGUCGGCGGCCUCAUCGGCUUCCUCUGCUGGUGGUUCCUCUGCAGGGGGAAGGCGUAG